Molecule: messenger RNA, 2562 nt
Organism: Zymoseptoria tritici IPO323
Lineage: Eukaryota; Fungi; Ascomycota; Dothideomycetes; Mycosphaerellales; Mycosphaerellaceae
Exons: 2
Coding region: 1-2562 (853 amino acids)
Biological process (GO): protein deubiquitination
Cellular component (GO): nucleus; cytosol
Source: RefSeq, a predicted model, not a curated record
AUGCCCAAACAGCCAGCGGACUAUUCUCGCAAGAGGCAGCGCCGCCGACUCAACUUCAACAUCAGUCCUAUCGAUCUAGAUCGAGACUACGGACUGUUCGGCAUGGGCUUCGUCCCUAAUCAAUUCGAGUCGAAACCGCUCGUUCCCAAGCGGCCGGACUCCCAGAAGGCUGCCAUGUCCGCCGAACCUACCGCCGAUCAAGUCGAACAAGUGAUCAACUUUACUGGAACUGACAGAACGACGGCGAUCAGAUUUCUCAAGGUGAAGCACAACGAUCCGACAGCCGCCGUCAACGCCAUUUACGAUGAGGAGAAUAUCGAUGCAUUGGAGAAAGCAAACGGCUGGGAUGAGAGCGUUUUCCACGCCGAUCGAAAUGGCAAUCCCGAUAGCAACUUGCAUCCCCUAGGAACAAGCGCCGCACCAACAAGAGGCAAUUCGCCCGCCCGUUCGCUACAUCCCAAUAAUAGAGACGAGGAGGAUGGACAACUCGCGGCCGCGUUGGCGGCGUCGCAGGGAGAUCUCCAGGCCCAAGAAACGGGUAUAAUGAAUGCAAAUGGCGGCUCAGUGCAUUUUGGGCCCUCUGAGCAGGGCAAGGACUAUGUCUCUGGACAGUGGGCGAUGGUUAAAUCAACUGCGUCCGAGCUGGUCCCAGACUUGGAGAUUGAGGACAGAUUACAAGCGAAGGAGGCUGCCGAGCCGCGAUUGCUCAAACACCUUCAAGACGGAGACUACACCCCCAAUCUGUUGACCAUCUGUCACACUAUACCCAGGGCGAGGGAAGCAUUCCUACUUCGAUCACACGUUCGGGACCACUAUGGCGAGGACUCUCACUGGUGGAGUGGCACGCCAAUCCAAAUGCCAACCGUCGUUCAUCUGGACGGAACACCAGCAGAUCCGGACAGCGACAAGCAAGACGAGUUCAUCGCCGAGGUGCAAAGACUGAUGGCAUUUCUCGACGCCAGCGAUCGGGUGUAUGCGUCUGUGGGUGCGCUUUCCGGGACGGCAUUGAUCAAAGAUAAGGAGUCGACUUCGGGCACUCUUCUAGAAUCGUUCUUGCAAAGCUGGUCAGACGCGGUGGAGAGCAAGCAAGGUGGCGCUUAUGAUUUCGCCCGUCUAUUCACUUCGAAAGUCGGAACGAGCGCUGAGUCGGGCAUGAUCACCCCCAAUAUGAUGGUGGUGGACUUGAAUGUGGAGACUGGUGAAGGACAAAAGAAGGAUCUGUCCGAGCUUCUGGAUGAUCUCCUGUGGGACGCAGAAACUAAGAAUCCGAAUGACUACGACAUGGCGGACAGGUACAUUGAGCGGCCAGCGGAUGUGUUCGUGAUGCGUUUGCAGCAGAAAACACCACGGGUCCAGCUCGGUGUCGAGAUCCCCGCGGUACUUCAUCUAGACAAGUAUCUGGAGGAGAAUGUUGAGUAUUCGCGAGCUGCACGACAGCAAAUGAGGCAGCACCGACAGAGGGUCAGCAAGAUUGAGUCUAUCGAAGGGAGGCUGCAGAAGUGGCAGCAUCCGCAGAAGAGCACAAGGCUGGAAGCUGGAGAGAUGCUGAAGCAUACCAUCAACCACUUCUCCGGGCAGAACCGGAAAGACGCUGAGGGCAACGAGUCGACCGAGCUUGAAGCUCCAUCUGAAGCAUACGCAGCUAUCACGAAACAGCUGGAAGAGGUCGUCGCCAGCAUCUCCGACAAGCUUGAGAAGCUCUCCGCUGAGAAGGAACGCACACGCAACCUCAUCGCCGAGAUCUCGAAAGCACCACCGACUGACCUCCAACAAGCCGGUCUCAAACACCGCUACACCUUGAGGGGUGUCGCCACGAAAUCGAACAUCACAUACGUCCUCCUCCCGAAACGCAACGACAGCCCACCCAGUCCAUCUCAAAAUGGCAUUCCUCCUCCCUCCGACUCCGAAACUCCUCCCGGCAUGCAAUGGUGGCGCCUCGACUACGACAGCACGGUCAUGACUCCCAGAAUCACGCGAACUCCAGCCGACGACUGGGAUGUCCUUCGCGCCGUGGAGCUAGAACACAACUCUGCCCUCCUCGUCUACGCCAGCGAUGCAGCAACCGACUACUCAAACUACAAUCCUCACCUCCCGCAACCUUUGAUGGAGUUCGUCGACCGAGACAACGAGCGCUUCCAGGCGGAUCUUGCUUCUUCCCGCCGCGCACCUCCCAUCGAUGAAAUCCAGGAAAUUCAGUCGUGGGAUCACAUUGACGAGGUAAGGCAGAGUACUGAGAGACGAUUAAGUGUGGACAGCACGAUGGCCGAUCGAGACCCCUCGCCUCCCGGCUAUGAUGAUGCGUUUGACGAUGAGGGUUAUGGUGAUGGUCGGUAUGGCGGUCGAGCGGACAAUGAAGUCCAUGAGAUUCGAUUAGAUCCUCCUCCUGAGGGGGAUGUGGAGAUGAUCGAGAGGGAGCAUGCGCCCUUGACACUGACGAGGUCAAGCGGCGGAGGUGCGAAGGUCGCCUCUUCGGAUAUGGAUAUGGGUGGGAUGGAGAGUCAAGACGGGGGGGCGGGUGGGGCUUCGCAUGUUGAAGAUGCGGGUGGGGAUAUGAAGCACUAG